AUGCUCCCCGUGACUUGUUUGGGCCGAGCGCUGGACUCGAAUAAGCCGCUGGCGCCGCACUCUCGCUGGUUACACCAUAAACAGAGGCAGCUACAGGCGACAGAGUGGUCUCCAGACGAUGACACGCGGAGGUCCUGUCAGAGCAAAGGCAAAACUGAGAUGGAGUGUCAGAACUACAUCCGUGUUUUGUUGGUGAAUAAGACGGAGGUGAUGACCUGCGGAACCAACGCCUUCCAGCCCCUCUGCACCACCAGAGAGGUGGGAAACAUGAGCCGCGUCCUGGAGCGUGUGAACGGCGUGGCGCGCUGUCCGUACGACCCUCGCCAUAACUCCACGGCCGUCGUCACCGAGUCGGGCGAGCUGUACGCCGCCACCGUCAUCGACUUCUCCGGACGAGACCCCGUCAUCUACCGCAGCCUGGGCCACCUGCCGCCGCUGCGCACCGCCCAGUACAACUCCAAGUGGCUCAACGAGCCUCACUUCAUCUCGGCCUACGACAUCGGCCUCUUCACCCUCUUCUUCCUCCGUGAGAACGCCGUGGAGCACGACUGUGGGAAGACGGUGUACUCCCGCGUGGCUCGCGUCUGUAAGAACGACAUCGGCGGGCGCUUCCUGCUGGAGGACACCUGGACCACCUUCAUGAAGGCCAGACUCAACUGCUCUCGCUCCGGAGAGAUCCCCUUUUACUACAACGAGCUCCAGAGCACCUUCUACCUCCCGGAGCAGGACCUGAUCUACGGCAUCUUCACCACCAACGUCAACAGCAUCGCGGCGUCGGCGGUCUGUGCCUUUAACCUGAGCGCCAUCACACAAGCCUUCAACGGCCCCUUCCGGUCCCAGGAAAACCCCCGCUCCACCUGGCUGCCCACCCCCAACCCCAUCCACAACUUCCAGUGUGGGACCAUCUCUGAGCGAGGUCCGAACGAGGGUCUGACGGAGCGGAGCCUGCAGGACGCGCAGAGACUGUACCUGAUGAACGACGUGGUGCAGCCGGAGACCACGGACCCCCUGGUGAUGCAGGACGACGUGCGCUUCUCCAGCCUCGUGGUCGACAUCGUUCAGGGCAUGGACACGCUCUACCACGUCAUCUACAUCAGCACCGAAUACGGCUCCAUCCUCAAGGCUCUGGCCACGCCCAACAAGCGUCUGCAGGGCUGCUACCUGGAGGAGAUGGAGCUGCUGCCCUCUGGUCUCCGCCAGCCAAUCCUGAGCCUGCAGAUCCUCCACAGCGACCGCUCCCUAUUUGUGGGACUGAGCGAUCGGGUCCUGAAGAUCCCCCUGGAGAGAUGCUCCACGUACAAGACCGAGACUGUCACCCGUCAGUGUCACCCGUCAGUAUCAUCCGUCAGUGUCAUCCGUCAGUAUCAUCCGUCAGUAUCAUCCGUCAUGGAGGUGAAAGAUCCUGCUCCUCGACAGCAGCAGAAGUAG
Messenger RNA from Knipowitschia caucasica, 1428 nucleotides. The record is from the annotation of a GenBank genome assembly. NCBI's taxonomy places the organism in Eukaryota, Metazoa, Chordata, Actinopteri, Gobiiformes, Gobiidae.